GCAGCGUUUCCGUGAUCAAUCAUUUCCACGGCACCAUUGCAAACAUGUGUAUGAACACGGUCGUCAUUUGCAAGCCGGACUAACGUUUUGCUAAAAAUAAUUUCUUUUCCUCGUUACGAUCCCGAUCCAUCGAAUCCAGGACUACGUGGUCCCAGGUCGCCACAAGCACAACAUACGGAAAUGCACCGAAAGAUUGCAGUCUUCGUUCUAUUGCAGUGUAUGGCGAUAUUCGCGUGUCAUCUUAAAUCGGAUAUCCCAAGAUCGCAACGAUCCAUCAUCGGAGUGCCGACAUUUCUCAGCGAUCGUUUCGCACAGGAGCAGCGGCGCACGGUGAUCGGCUACGACGGACAGUGCAGACAAAUGUUCGAAGACCGUGAACGCUAUAGCAGUAGUUGCUCAUCGCAGCCUAAAGCACAACUGGCGGCUCAACCCGAAAAACAGCAGUACGUGAGAAAUGAUGACGCCUGGUGGUUGGCUGUAAUCGACAAUGCCAAUAGAAACAACGAACAAUUGUUACAACGUGAGAUUGAAACUAAAGAAGUGUGUACGAAAUUUCAGUGGACUUCACAAUAUAAUCAAUAAACCAGAUUAGCUUAUCAUAGAUUGAUAAUGUAUAUAAUAGUAUAACAUUUAAACUAAUAUCGAUUAAACGUACACUA
Molecule: messenger RNA, 659 nt
Organism: Rhopalosiphum maidis (corn leaf aphid)
Lineage: Eukaryota; Metazoa; Arthropoda; Insecta; Hemiptera; Aphididae
Exons: 2
Coding region: 181-582 (133 amino acids)
Source: RefSeq, a predicted model, not a curated record